AUGGAGCAAGUUGGAUAUCUAUUGCUUACUGUUUUCUACGUAUUGUUUAACACAAUCGAAGGAGCACAUUUUCGUGGCGGUAUUAUCUCAUGGCGCCCAUUGAAUAGCACACCAUCGGGGAGUAGUGCGAGUAUUCUUAUACACCAAAGAUACUUUUGGAAUCGACAAUGGGGUAGCUUUAUCCCGCCUUAUUGUACUGAAGCUAAUGUGGCCGCUGAAACACCUAUUCCAGUUACCUCUUUCAUGACUUGUUUAGUGAACUGCUCAAGUUCUUCUUAUCCUAGCGGUGGUCUUUCGACUGUUAUGACGACGACAGAUUGUGACGCAAAUCCAAUUAUCGAAUCAUGGGCUGGCGAACGCUAUGAUACAUUGACUUUGCCUUUAACAACAUCAAUUACAAUUGGCUUUCAGUCGAGUGCAUGGAUGAGUAAUCUUUAUUGGGGUAGUGGAGGCACAUGGUCAAUCGUCAAUCGAUUGAAUUUAGGCUUACGACCAGACGGUUACAUUAACACUAGUCCUGUGACAACUACACUACCAGUCGUGUUCUACCCAAUAAAUACACGAAUUACUCACAUUGUACAAAUGGCAGACAAUGAUGGUACCGAUAUUUUGCAAUGUCGUUGGUCGAAUUCAGCGUCUGGAACGAAUUACAAUCGAAUUGAUGAAUGUGGAGGUAUUUGUAGUGGUUUACCAUCUGGAACUGUUUUGACUGCAACAAAUUGCACAUUAUCUUUCACUCUACCAACUGCUAAUCUUUACUAUGCGUGUGCUUUGCAAAUUGAAGAUUAUUAUAGCAGCUCUUAUUCAACUCCAAUGAGCUCUAUUCCAAUACAAUUUUUGUUCUAUGGGUAUACUGCUUCAUCUACUGCAUGUUCACAACGUCCAUCAAUCAUUGGCGAUCGACCAAACCGAGCCUGCAUUGGAAUUCCUAUUGGUGUUCAAUUAAAUGAAACCGUCAUUGUGCAAACAUAUUGUCCUGGUCAAACCAUUGUCGAUUUUGUUACUAGUUCACCCAUUGGAAUGACACAUAGUGCUAUCAGUAAUCCAAGCACUAACUUAUGGACAAUGGUAUUAACAUGGACGCCCGUAGCAUCACAAACUGGUCCUCAAGGUUUUUGUGCUGGUGCCAUCGACAAUAGUAGUUUGCAAUCGGAUCCAUGGUGUAUUACAUAUCUAGUUGAUUAUGACUCGCCAAAUUUGAUUCGCCCAACGUUAGUACAAGGAUCAGCAAGUCCAGUGGGUACGGUCUUUUCCAACCAAUCGAUGUUUCUCAUACAAGCAACAAGUUUGGUCGGUCGUCCUUCUCGUAACGGAACAGACAUUUGCUUUCAUGACGCAAGCACGAACGCAUCAGUUCUGUGUUAUGACGCUGGUUAUGCAUCAAACAUAAUUUACACUGGAUACACAAUCGUUAUCAUUACAAAUUAUACGUGGACGCCCGGCAGCUUCUACUAUGUUACAAUGGAUAGUGGGUUUGCUAGCGGAAGUGUCUUCUGUCAUGCGGAAUCGUCGCCGAUCACUGAUACAACAUUUUGGCGAUUCAAUAUUUGGAAUCCGGCAGUCUCAAGCACAACGACAACAACCACUACACCAUUCAGCACUGCGACAGUUACAACAAAACCAACAUCAACUACCAGUAUCAAUACGCUGUUGACAACAACGGGCAUUGUCAUAACAACAACGACUCCGAUUACAACGAAUGCAACAACGACAACUACUGCAGCUCCAACUACAGCUGCUCCUACAACCGCAGCCCCAACAACAUCGGGUGCAACAACUGAAUCUACAGUUGCUGUCAUGUAUCCGAAGGAUUUCGAGGACGCGUGUCAACAAACAGUAGCAAUCAUGACAUCGGUAUUCUUGGUUAUUCUGAUGCCUGUCCAUGCUGUGGCAAUGUACGCUGGACUCACAAAAGUCGCAGCUAUGUUUAAUCCAAAUCAUAUGAAAGCGAAAACCAGACACAGACAACGAAUGCAACGUAUUCUGGCCUCGUAA
Messenger RNA from Adineta ricciae, 1995 nucleotides. NCBI's taxonomy places the organism in Eukaryota, Metazoa, Rotifera, Eurotatoria, Adinetida, Adinetidae. The record is from the annotation of a GenBank genome assembly.